This is a messenger RNA of Cyprinodon tularosa, 993 nucleotides long. RefSeq lists its product as uncharacterized. Lineage: Eukaryota; Metazoa; Chordata; Actinopteri; Cyprinodontiformes; Cyprinodontidae. The transcript is spliced from 10 exons. Gene Ontology annotation, molecular function: cysteine-type peptidase activity. The coding region runs from base 244 to 993 and encodes 249 amino acids. Gene Ontology annotation, biological process: proteolysis. The record is from RefSeq and is a predicted model, not a curated record.
CAGAAGACAAAUGAGGACAACAGCUGCUCAAAGCCCUCAACAGAGGUGGAUGUCCUCUGGAAAUGCCAGACAACAGAAGUUGUAGUGGCUGUAGUAAAUCAAGAAGAGCAGAAACACACAUUUACCCUCCGACACAGAGAAUUUCAGAGUUUGAGGCCUGAUGAACUAGUCAUUGGAGAGGUGAUAGAAUGCUACAUUGGAGCCAUCCUCAAGUCUAAGGAUACAGCUGGCCGACUGUACCACAUGAAUCACUACACCAUGGGUGUAAUAUUGCAUGGCACAAGACAGCAGAUGGCCAGGCAGGGUUUAAAAAAGGUCACAUUUGAUGACUAUGAUGGAGCCAUUGGAUUUGUCAACGUAAACAAUGUGCACUGGAGGUUUGUGUAUCUUCAUAGCCUUUCAAACCAGAUUUUUGUGGUUGAUCCUCUUGAAGGCUCAAAUGAAGUAGAGGACUCCAAAAAGGCUGGCUACAAAUUUGGACAGUACUUUCAGAUGCGUCGGAAUAGACUUGGAAAGGAAGAUUGGGUUAACAUCAAGUGGAAGCCUGGCAAAAUAACCCACACCUUCCAGAAAGAUGCCACCAGUUGUUGGAUCUUUGUCAUGCAGAUGGCCAAGAUGACAGUAAUGGAAUUUCCAAACAUACCACAGAAAUUUCACAUAGAGUCAUCUAAAAAAUCUGUUCAAACUCUAAGAAGAGAAAUUGCAGAAGAAAUUCUAAGGGCUUCAGUGGCAAAGGAUGACUUCUGUUCCUUCUGUGGAAAUAAGGAACUACUGCCAACCACUGCUGAUGCUGUUUGGAUUCAGUGUGGAACUUGUACAAGAUGGUUUCACACGAAGUGUCUUGGAAUGACAGCAGCACAAAUCCCAAAUGAAGAUAUCCCUUGGUAUUCUAAAGACAGCAGACCUGGUCGGGUCCUGGUCCACCAUCUGGAAGCCAUGGAGGGAAGAAGGUUUGCUGACUUAGGAUUGAAACGAUCGCUGAGCACAGAGUGA